UGACACAGCGACCACAGCGUAGGUACCUACAAUUUUGAAUUUUGCUAUGAAGUAUGAAGCGCCGUAGAUAAACAAAUAUGUGUAACCUAAAAUUAGGACAUUGAAUCUAAAUAAAUAGGAUAAUUUGAAUGAAAUUUAGCGUUUUAAUAAAACGAUCAUAAAAUUAUAUUCAAAAUGGUUACCAUACGUUGUCGUGUCAAAUGGCGAGAGAUAUAUCAGAGAGUCAGAGACUAUAUCGUUUGGAAGUAUCAGCAGAUUUUAUUAACGUUUCAUUCGCUCUCCUACAAUGCACACAUGAGCCGUAGUUAUGCAGUAGAUUGUCUCCUUGAACCUAUAUUUUGGUUUGUGGAUAAUUUUUCUGGAAGUUUGGGAAAGGUCUUUGUAUUCUGUGUGACAGUACUCACAAGUGCUGUAGUAGCGAUUGCUUACUGGAUUGGUUUACCGUACUGGUGGCAUCGGAAUCCUUACUUAACGGUGUUUCUUGUGAUUUUCGGUAACUGGCUUCUAUUAAAUAUAGUCUUCCAUUACUAUAUGGCUGUGACAACCUCACCUGGACAACCACCUCAUGGUGCAAUGUUAGUAGAAGCAGCUGGUAUAUGCAAGAAGUGUAUAUCCCCAAAGCCUCCACGGACACACCACUGUUCUGUCUGCGAUAAGUGCAUACUGGCUAUGGACCAUCACUGCCCGUGGCUGAACAAUUGUGUGGGCUACUUCAAUGCUAGAUACUUCUACCUGUACAUGGCAUAUAUGGUCGCAGGUGUGACAUUUGUUAUAGUGUUUGGGCUGGAUAUUGGAUAUGUGGUUAUUUGGAUUAACGAUCCAGAUGCAGUGACAUUAAAAGAUGAGCCAGAACUAAUUGGCCACCCGCUACGGCUGAACCAAAGCGGGGUUCUCGUCCCGGUUAAGGAUAUCCUGGAAUACGACUCUGAAAACUCCCCACGAGAACACAUCCUACCAACACCACUAAUAACAGAAGCUCAACUCAUAUCAGCGGACCCGUGGAAACGAAAAGCCGUAAUUUUCGUGGCUGUGGCUUGUAUCGCAGUCUUCAUAGCUCUGGGAGCACUUGUCGUAAUGCACACGAAAAACAUAGGCAAAGGAGAAACCAGUAUCGAGGCGCACAUCAACGCUGCCAUGCGGAAACAAAAUCCAAACUUCAGGAACCCAUACAAUUUGGGAAAGAAAAAGAAUUGGAGGAUAUUCCUGGGCUUGACUCAAGGAAGGACUUUUAUAAAGCACGUCUUGUUCCCAUCAAGGCACACUCCAGUUGGCUCAGGAUUGACAUGGCAUGCUAAAAGCGAUUUAGAAGACUGGCCGUAAAUUAUUGUUAUAGUAUUUACUUUUUGGGUAUUUGUAUUAUUUUGUCUCUACUCUCUUAUUUAAUGUACAGUGUCUACACGUGUUUAUCUCAGUCAUAGUUAUAUUUAGGUAUAAGACUGACAAUCUAUAUUAUUAUUUAUUAUAUUAAGGUGUUAGCCUUGUUAAUGCAACCUGGAAGUUAAUUUGAAGGGUUUGUAAACCAGGAGUUAUGUACCAAUUAAGUACCAGGUAUAUGUAACCAUUAUUCUUCGAAUAAUGCUUAGUUUUAAAAUAUUUGCCUCGUGUCAUUUAAUAUACAAUUGAUAUAAAUUAAGGUUAGGUACUUGGUAUUUGUACUGAUAGUAUAGACUUAGGUCAACUUUUAUAAUUAUUUUAUUAAUAAUUUUUUAAUAAGUAAUAUUGUACAUAGAAAACGACAACAAAGACAUAAAAUAAGCAAUAAAACAUAGAGAAUUGUAUAAAUCUUCCGAGCCUGUUGAUCUCUUCCUUAAAAUAUAAUAUAUAAGCGAAAUAAAACAAUAGACGAUU
This is a messenger RNA of Colias croceus (clouded yellow), 1848 nucleotides long. RefSeq names its product palmitoyltransferase ZDHHC16B. Gene Ontology annotation, molecular function: palmitoyltransferase activity. The record is from RefSeq and is a predicted model, not a curated record. Gene Ontology annotation, cellular component: Golgi apparatus. The transcript has 5 exons. NCBI's taxonomy places the organism in Eukaryota, Metazoa, Arthropoda, Insecta, Lepidoptera, Pieridae. Bases 175 to 1320 code for a protein of 381 amino acids. Gene Ontology annotation, biological process: protein palmitoylation.